Molecule: messenger RNA, 1977 nt
Organism: Symbiodinium natans
Lineage: Eukaryota; Dinophyceae; Suessiales; Symbiodiniaceae
Source: the annotation of a GenBank genome assembly
AUGUCUUUCAAAGACACUUUCACCAAGGAUGAUCAGAAAGAGGGUCUUCUGGGAUACGACGACACCGCUUUCUACUACUUCUUUAGCAGUGUGCUGGUGACUGUGGCCGUGCCAUGGACCUGCUCAGUCAUUUAUAACUUCCUCUUCCCUGGUCAAGCCCAAGUGGAAAAGGAUUUUCCGACAAAAAGCAAGUCGGGAAGUAGAUACCAUUACUGUCAAAGUUCGCAGAUGGUGGACAAGAUAGAAAAGGCCCGCCAGCAUGCAAAGAGAAUAAGCGCAGGCUCCUCCUUGACUAUGGGUAUCAAGGUAUUACUCUUGGCCGGAAUUUGGUUGACAAUCUACUUGAUCCACUUGCACAUUGGCGAUGCGAAAGAGAUCAAGAGGUUUGACCCUUUCGAGAUUCUGGAAGUCAGCCCGGGUUCAUCAGCAACGGAAGUCAAGAAGGCAUACCGGCAGCUCUCUCUGAAAUACCAUCCAGACAAAAAUCCUGACGAUCCACUGGCUGCCUCGCGGUUCAUGCAAAUCACGAAGGCGCACAAUGCAUUGACAGACGAAACAGCCAAAGCCAACUACGAGAAGUAUGGCAAUCCCGAUGGUCCUCAGACAUCAAAAGUUGGCAUCGGUUUGCCACGCUUUCUGUUGGAGAAGGAGAAUCAUCUGAUGAUACUUUGCCUGUUCUUCUUCCUGCUGCUUUUUGUCGUUCCUAUGGCGUUCAUUUGCUACUACCAGAGGACCAAGAACUACGCAGCCAAUGGUGUCAUGAUAGAGACCCUGCAGUUCAUGGGGUACUACAUCAACGAAGCCACGAGACUAAAGAAUUGUCCAGAGCUUCUGGCAGCUUCAGCAGAAAGCAGGGGCAUGUCGUUGAGACCGUCAGACAAUGCGGAGAUGAAGUCGCUUGGAUCGCAGGUCGUUGAACACAAGAAGCGUCAGUUUAGCGCUCCCAUCAUCAUAAAGAACAAUUUCUUACUUCUUGGCCACAUGCAACGGCUUCACCACCUCAUGUCCGAAGAUCUCCGAGCAGAUCUGGAUGAGAUGCUGAGGCACUCGCAGAAGAUUACGCAGGCGAUGAUUGAGAUUGCCUGCAUGCGCGAGUGGUUCUUCACAGCUCAAGCAAUGAUCGAGUUCCGACGCUCCCUCAUACAGGCCUUGGACGUCAAGAGCUCGCAGCUCCUGCAAAUCCCUCACUUCAACGAAGAAAUCCUAAAGCAUUGCCUCAAGGGCAAGAAUGCCACGUCGACUCUGCUGGACUACUUGCAGAAAGACCGCGAUCAAAGGAAGGGGCUCACCACUAUGACACCUGACCAAGUUGCAGAUGUGGAGGCGUUUACUGCACAUGUCAGCAACAUGGAGCUGGAGGCCAAAACAGAGGUGGAGGACGAGAAUGAGAUUGUCGUUGGCGACAUUGCAACCGUCACCUGUCAGCUGACGCGGAAAAAUCUUCAGGAGGGCGAGGCCAUGGGCCCGGUGCAUGCGCCCUUCUUCCCCGAGCCUAAAUUCGAAGAAUGGUGGAUCUUCUUGGUGGAAGGUGCCCCGAACACAAGAAUUAUGGGCUUCGAGCGAAUUCGCGACACGGACAGGGUGGUUGAAGCCAAACUGCGCUUUCAGGUCUCACGACCAGGCAAGCACAGUCUCACCGUGCACGCGCUUUGUGAUUCAUACGUGGGCAUCGACCAGAAGGUCGAUUUGAACUUUGUUGUGAAAACAGAGGAGGAGGUGAAGCGAGAGAUCUUUGUUCAUCCUGAGGAUGAGGAUCUUGAUUUGCAGCCGACUCUGUUUCAACAGUUCAUGGGGGAGCUCGGAGGUGACGAUGAGAGCGAGGAGGAGGAGGACGAUGACAAGAAGAGCAAAAACAAAGUUGAAAAGCUUAGUGAUGGCAAGCAGCAGAAGGCCGAAAGCGAUAAUGAAGACGACAAGAAGGAGCGUGCAGAAGAGUGUGUGUCUGUGUGUGAAUUCUGUGUGAAUCCAGAAAUUUAG